Molecule: messenger RNA, 399 nt
Organism: Nymphalis io (European peacock)
Lineage: Eukaryota; Metazoa; Arthropoda; Insecta; Lepidoptera; Nymphalidae
Exons: 3
Coding region: 1-399 (132 amino acids)
Source: RefSeq, a predicted model, not a curated record
AUGGUUUCUAUUAAAACAGCACCCGCAAAUAUUUACUCUCGCGGACCUCAAUAUGCAGUUAGUACAGAACCUGAACACCCCAAGCAGCCUUUCAUAGAAAUUCGUAACGCAACAUAUCACGGCAGUGGUCCACGAGAAGAGGCGCGUGCGAUGUGCUCUGUCAAGACACAAGAGAUUAACGCAACGGCUAAUGCAACUAUAACGAGACGUUUACAUGGAGUCGUUACGUCAAGAGAACUUCAUAGUUCGAUUCAGCGUCUGGAGGUGAUAAUUCACGGACAGAUGCAGCAGUUGUGGCAGAGUUUAGACGCUUUGCGAUCUCAAAUAGCCGGUAACUCCCGAGUUUCUUACCCCGAUCGACGCAGUAUUACAUUUAGAUACAGACCUAAUUUAGUUUAA